Molecule: messenger RNA, 3317 nt
Organism: Herpailurus yagouaroundi (jaguarundi)
Lineage: Eukaryota; Metazoa; Chordata; Mammalia; Carnivora; Felidae
Gene: EVI5L
Product: ecotropic viral integration site 5 like
Exons: 15
Coding region: 48-2096 (682 amino acids)
Biological process (GO): regulation of GTPase activity
Molecular function (GO): small GTPase binding; GTPase activator activity
Source: RefSeq, a predicted model, not a curated record
ACAGAGCUGUGACCUGGCCCUGCUCGCAGCAGACGAGCCUGCCCACCAUGGCGAGCCCCACUCUGAGCCCCGACUCCUCAUCCCAGGAGGCCCUGUCGGCCCCCACCUGCUCCCCCACCUCUGACUCCGAGAACCUCAGCCCCGAUGAGCUGGAGCUGUUGGCCAAGCUUGAAGAGCAGAACCGGCUCCUGGAAGCCGACUCCAAGUCGAUGCGCUCCAUGAACGGCUCCCGGCGGAACAGCGGCUCCUCGCUGGUGUCCAGCUCCUCGGCCUCCUCCAACCUGAGCCACCUGGAGGAGGACACGUGGAUCCUGUGGGGCCGGAUCGCCAACGAGUGGGAGGAGUGGAGGCGCAGGAAAGAGAAGCUGCUCAAGGAGCUGAUCCGCAAGGGCAUCCCCCACCAUUUCCGGGCCAUCGUGUGGCAACUCCUGUGCAGCGCCACGGACAUGCCCGUCAAGAACCAGUACUCGGAGCUGCUCAAGAUGUCCUCGCCCUGUGAGAAGCUGAUCCGCAGGGACAUCGCCCGCACCUACCCAGAGCACGAGUUCUUCAAGGGCCAGGACAGCCUGGGCCAGGAGGUCCUCUUCAACGUCAUGAAGGCGUACUCCCUGGUGGACAGAGAGGUGGGCUACUGCCAGGGCAGCGCCUUCAUCGUGGGUCUGCUCCUCAUGCAGAUGCCCGAGGAGGAGGCCUUCUGUGUCUUCGUGCGGCUGAUGCAGGAGUACCGCCUGAGGGAGCUCUUCAAGCCCAGCAUGGCCGAGCUGGGGCUCUGCAUCUAUCAGUUCGAGUCCAUGCUACAGGAGCAGCUCCCGGAUCUGAACACCCACUUCCGCUCCCAGAGCUUCCACACAUCUAUGUAUGCCUCGUCCUGGUUCCUCACACUCUUCCUGACCACCUUCCCGCUCCCCGUUGCCACUCGUGUCUUUGACAUCUUCAUGUACGAGGGCCUGGAGAUUGUGUUCCGGGUCGGCCUCGCCCUGCUGCAGGUGAACCAGACGGAGCUAAUGCAGCUGGACAUGGAGGGGAUGUCCCAGUACUUCCAGAGGGUGAUCCCCCACCAGUUCGACAGCUGCCCGGACAAGCUGAUCCUCAAGGCCUACCAGGUCAAGUACAACCCCAAGAAGAUGAAGAGGCUGGAGAAGGAGUACGCAGCCAUGAAGAGCAAGGAAAUGGAGGAGCAGAUCGAGAUCAAAAGGCUUCGGACGGAGAACCGGCUCCUGAAACAACGGAUUGAGACCCUGGAGAAGGAGAGCGCUGCUCUGGCUGAUAGGUUAAUCCAGGGCCAGGUGACGCGGGCGCAGGAGGCCGAGGAGAACUACGUCAUCAAGCGGGAGCUGGCAGUGGUGCGGCAGCAGUGUAGCUCAGCGGCCGAGGACCUACAGAAGGCGCGGAGCACCAUCCGGCAGCUUCAGGAGCAGCAGGACAACCCGCGCCUCACCGAGGACUUUGUGGCCCACCUGGAGACUGAGCUGGAGCAGUCACGGCUGCGGGAGACAGAGACGCUGGGGGCCCUGCGGGAGAUGCAGGACAAGGUUCUGGACAUGGAGAAGGUGCGACUGGGCCGGCAAGUGGGCAGGUGUUGGGGAGACCGUGGAGGAGGGGAGGUGGAGGGACCAGAUGUGCUUCUGGAGGUGCAUGAGCAGGCCCUAGUUGAGAAGGGACGGGCCCCGGGGCGGGCCCGGCUUCUGCCCCCCGUGACCUGGCCCGCCCCGCAGAGGGAGGAGGGCCGCAUCCAGGGCCAGCUGAACCACUCCGACUCGUCGCAGUACAUCCGCGAGCUCAAGGACCAGAUCGAGGAGCUGAAGGCCGAGGUGAGGCUGCUGAAGGGCCCGCCGCCCUUCGAGGACCCGCUGGCCUUCGACGGGCUGGGCCUGGCGCGGCACCUGGACGAGGACUCGCUGCCGUCGUCCGACGAGGAGCUGCUCGGCGUGGGCGUGGGCGUGGGCGCGGCGCUGCAGGACGCGCUCUACCCGCUGUCCCCGCGCGACGCGCGCUUCUUCCGCCGUCUGGAGCGGCCGGCCAAGGACAGCGAGGGCAGCUCAGACAGCGACGCCGACGAGCUGGCCGCGCCCUACAGCCAGGGCCUGGACAACUGAGGCCGAGCCCCGCGCGCCGGAGCCAGGGAGCCACCACCCGCUCCGCCGCCGCCUGGGGCCACACCUGAUAUAAACUCCGUGCGCUCCGCUCCGUGGUCCCGCCCACCCGGGGGCUAGGCCCAGAGCGGCGUGGUGCAGAGGGUAGGGCCGCGGGCUGAGGAUCCUCAGGGUCCCCCGACAGGCCCACUCUCCACAGCAGUGUUUACCCAUCUUGGUCUGUACCCCUCCGGGUCCAGUUCCCGGGAGGGUCUGCCCCUCUUAACAGCCAGGGCAGGGGACGACCCGGAGGUCCCGGGACUGGACGCGCAGGAAGCUCCCUCCUCCCAGCAGUCCCUCUUCUGGGACACGGGUGGCCCUGCUGGGAAGGGCCCAGGGGCUAAAGGAGGCCUGAAGAAGAAGGGGGACGGGUCUGGGCUGGACAUUACCACCCCACGAUGCCCCUGGGGACCCUUGGCGGCUGGGCACAGAUGGCCAGGCUGGCCUUUCCUGCCUGGUGCAGGCAUCAUGGCCCCUGCAGCAGAAACCAAAGUCCCCCCUACUGUGUGCAGGGCCACCUGGGGUGUGAGCGGACAGCAGAAACCAGCCCGGGCGUGGGCAGUGACUGUCCCUGCUUCUUGGGGGCCAGAGCAGCUGCAAGGAAGUGAAGAGACCCCCCUCGCCCCAGCGCCCCCCCAUACUCCUGUGUGAGACACUCCCGUCACCUUGUCUUGGCCAACGAUGGAGAGGCUCUCCCACCCAAGCUAGCCUGCUCUCCAAGGGGGUCCCCAGCCUCUUCAUCCCUUCCUUCCCUGUGGCCCCAGCCCCACCCUCCCCAGGGGAGGACUCUUCCCAGUGGUUACCUCCCCUCCGCUGCUCAUGGUGGUCCCGUGGUCUUUGCAGAGUCGGAGCUGAGAACGGUGCCAAAGUCCAACGAUGCCCCCAGCCCCUUGCCCCCAGGGCCUUGCGACCCUCGGGCCUGACCCUGUCGGUGCUCCUGGAGCCCGGAGCAGCAUCAAAAGCAAUCUCCCUGGCGCUUCCUGGGGUGGGGACCCAUGGUCAGUUCUCCCGUCCCGGUUGCCCACUCCUCAGUGUUACAAAAGCCUGGGGACCAGGGUGGGCGCCCACGGGGCUCUCCCACGUGCCCCCCACACUGCCCACCACCAUUUUGCACACUGCCUGUUCACACGCCACACGUCGCCCAGGCGGGAAAGAUGGAAAAUAAAGUGUAUUUACACAGUCACA